Messenger RNA from Pochonia chlamydosporia 170, 696 nucleotides. RefSeq lists its product as hypothetical. Bases 1 to 696 code for a protein of 231 amino acids. Lineage: Eukaryota; Fungi; Ascomycota; Sordariomycetes; Hypocreales; Clavicipitaceae. The record is from RefSeq and is a predicted model, not a curated record. The transcript is spliced from 2 exons.
AUGAAGGCCACUUUCUUCGCUCUUGCCACUCUGGCUGCUUCGGCUUUUGCCGCCCCUGCCAAGGUUGCCCGUGAUGACGGUAUCACCGAUGUCAUCCCUGAGGCUACUGAGAUUCUCGACGGUGCUGGUGUUAACCAGAUCCUCGAGGGUGUCAGCGCCGGACCUCUCAAGCGCGACAUCACCUCUGGUCUUGAUGUGAUUCAGCUGCUUGAGAGCCUUGUUGGCAGCGUCAAGGGCCAGACCGGUGCCAUCAACGGCACCCUGGCCAAGGUUCAGGACGGCUCCAUGAACAAGGACGAUGCCGAGGCCGACGUCACCAAGCAGCUCCAGGACAUGCACUUCAAGCUCACCGACAUCCUCACCAAGGUUCUCGGCUCUGCCGGCCUCAACGUUGCCAACGGCGACGUCGACAAGGUUCUUAACCUGGUUGUUGUCCUCGUCUCUGAGGUUCUCUUCACCGUCAAGUCUCUCGUCACUAUCCUCGGCCUCCGACCUCAGCUCGUCACCCUCCUGCACUCCGUCUUCAACAUCGUCGCCGGUCUGCUCAAGGUCCUGAUCGGUCUCCUUGCUGGCCUGCUGCCCGGUCUUGUUGCCGCCCUGUCUCCUCUCCUGGCUGGUCUCGGCAACGGCCUCUUGGUCCCUCUCCUGACUCCUAUUGUUGGUCUCCUGGCUGGCCUUAGCCUGCCUGGCCAGUAA